Larimichthys crocea (large yellow croaker) is the source of this 3688-nucleotide messenger RNA. RefSeq names its product RNA polymerase I subunit B (gene polr1b). NCBI's taxonomy places the organism in Eukaryota, Metazoa, Chordata, Actinopteri, Sciaenidae. The transcript has 15 exons. Gene Ontology annotation, molecular function: DNA-directed RNA polymerase activity; DNA binding; ribonucleoside binding. Gene Ontology annotation, cellular component: nucleus. The coding region runs from base 1 to 3393 and encodes 1130 amino acids. The record is from RefSeq and is a predicted model, not a curated record. Gene Ontology annotation, biological process: DNA-templated transcription.
AUGGACUUUUCAGAGAAGUGGAGUAAUGUGCCCAAAGCUCCGAGUCUGAAGAACCUGACAGAGGGAAGCUUCGGCGCCCUGAAGGAGACUCAGCAUGCCGCUGUUCAGGAUCUGACUAAAGCUCACAUCGAGUCCUUUGACCACGCUGUCACUGAGGGGCUCAGCCGGGUGGUGCAGUCCAUCCCUGUGUUGGAGUUCACAUUCAGAAAAGACAGGAUCAGCCUUGCGUUUGUCGACGCCGCCCUCUGCAGCCCGGUGGUCUCCAAAGGGAGCAUUAGCAGGGAGAUGAAGGUGUUUCCAGCAGAGUGCAGAGGAAGAAAAUGUUCAUACAAAGGAAAACUGGUGGCAGACGUCACCUGGUCAGUCAAUGGUGUUCCCAAAGGCACAAUCAAACAGACCUUGGGUCACCUGCCAAUCAUGGUGAAGUCCAAGCUGUGUAACUUGUAUGGCAUGUCCCCCAAAGAGCUUGUAGAACACCAUGAAGAAGCAGAGGAGAUGGGAGGUUAUUUCAUCGUGAAUGGAAAUGAGAAGGUCAUUCGUAUGCUGAUCAUGCCAAGGAGGAACUAUCCUAUUGCUAUGUCCAGGCCAAAGUGGAAGAGCAGGGGGCAGGGAUACACUCAGUAUGGUAUUUCCAUGCGUUGCGUGAAGGACGAGCACUCCGCCAUCAACAUGAACCUGCAUUAUCUGGAAAACGGGACUGUGAUGCUGAACUUCGUCUACCAAAAAGAGCUCUUCUUCCUCCCACUAGGCUUUGUGCUCAAGGCCCUGGUGGACUUCACAGACUUCCAGAUCUACCAGGAGCUAAUCAAAGGCCGUGAGGACAACUCCUUCUACAAGAGCUGUGCGUCAGAGAUGCUGCGCAUUGUCAUGGAGGAGGGCUGCACCACCCGCAGCAAGGUGCUCAAUUACCUCGGAGAGCGCUUCAGGGUUAAGUUGAACCUUCCCGAGUGGUACACAAACCAGCAAUGUGCCAACUUCCUGCUGGACGAGUGCAUCUGUAUUCACCUGAAGUCAGACGUGGAGAAGUUCUACCUGCUGUGUCUGAUGACCAGGAAGCUGUUUACGUACGCAAAGCAGGAGUGCAUGGAGGAAAACCCAGACAGCAUCAUGUGUCAGGAAGUGCUCACACCUGGUCAGCUCUACCUCAUGUUUCUGAAGGAGAAACUUGCUGGCUGGUUGGUGUCUGUGAAGCUGUUAUUUGAAAAGAAAUGCCACAGACUGAACACUGAAAACGUGAUGAAAAUAUUUAACCUGGGCACUGACCUGACCAGACCCUUUGAAUAUCUGCUGGCCACUGGGAACCUCAGCUCCAAGUCAGGUCUUGGCAUGCUCCAGAACACAGGCCUGUGCGUGGUAGCUGACAAGCUCAACUUCAUCCGGUACCUGUCCCACUUCCGCUGUGUGCACAGAGGGGCAGCAUUCGCCAAGAUGAGGACCACAUCUGUUCGUAAGCUGCUGCCCGAAUCCUGGGGAUUCCUGUGUCCCGUGCACACUCCUGAUGGAGAGCCUUGUGGCCUCAUGAAUCACAUGACAGCCAGCUGUGAGAUUGUGGCGAAGUCUUUGCCUACCGUAUCUCUGCCUGCUCUGCUAUGCUCUCUUGGUGUGACUCCAGUAGAUGGCUCCCCUGGCCAAGCUUUUUCAGACUGCUACCCUGUGGUGAUGGAUGGGGCUGUUGUAGGUUGGGUGGAGGCUGAAUUAGCCCCAGCUGUGGCUGACUCACUGCGCAGGUUUAAGGUGCUCAAAGAGAAGAAGAUCCCUCCCUGGACUGAGAUUGUUCUGGUUCCAAAAACAGGCAAGGCCAGCUUGUACCCAGGCCUGUUCCUCUUCAGCACACCCUGUCGUAUGGUGCGGCCUGUCCGAAACUUGGCUCUUGGCAAGCAAGAGUUGAUUGGCACCUUUGAACAACUUUACAUCAAUGUGGGCAUCUUGGAGGAUGAGAUCGAGCCAGGAGUGACCACACACCAGGAGCUCUUCCCGCACAGUAUGCUCAGCGUGGUGGCUAACUUCAUCCCCUACUCAGACCACAACCAGAGUCCUAGGAACAUGUACCAGUGUCAGAUGGGUAAGCAGACUAUGGGUUUCCCCCUGCACUCAUUCAUGGAUCGCUCAGAUAACAAGCUGUACCGGCUCCAGACCCCUCAGAGCCCGCUGGUCAGGCCCUACAUGUACGACCACUAUAACCUGGACAACUACCCCAGCGGCACCAACGCCAUCGUGGCUGUUAUAUCCUAUACAGGCUACGACAUGGAAGACGCCAUGAUUGUGAACAAGUCAUCAUGGGAGAGAGGCUUUGCCCAUGGAAGUAUCUACAAGACUGAGCUGGUAGACCUGGCGGAUAAGGUGAAGGGAGACAACAGUGUGGUGUUUGGAGCCAAGUCAGAUGACCUGAGAGUAAAAGAGAAACUGGACGCCGAUGGACUACCACACAUUGGAUCAACACUUCAGUAUGGAGACCCCUUCUACAGCUAUAUCAACCUCAACACUGGUCAGACCUUUGUCACGUUCUACAAGAGCCAGGAGGCCUGUGUUGUUGACAAUAUAAAGAUCUGCAGCAAUGACACCGGCUCAGGCCGCUUUAAACGCGUCUGCAUCACUGUACGAGUGCCGCGAAACCCCACCAUCGGUGACAAGUUUGCCAGCCGCCACGGUCAGAAGGGCAUCCUGAGCCGCCUGUGGCCGGCCGAGGACAUGCCCUUUACAGAGAGUGGCAUGAGUCCUGACAUCCUGUUCAACCCCCACGGCUUCCCCUCUCGCAUGACCAUCGGGAUGCUGAUUGAAAGCAUGGCGGGCAAAUCCGGCGCCCUGCACGGCCUGAGCCACGAUGCCACGCCCUUCACCUUUUCAGAGGAGAGCUCUGCGCUCGAGUACUUUGGUGAAAUGCUCCGGGCAGGUGGCUACAACUACUAUGGCACAGAGCGGCUUUACAGUGGGAUGAGCGGUCAGGAGCUAGAAGCCGACAUCUUCAUUGGAGUUGUCUACUACCAGCGGCUACGUCACAUGGUCUCUGACAAGUUUCAGGUGAGGACCACAGGAGCACGAGACAAGGUGACCAACCAGCCAGUGGGAGGAAGGAACAUCCAGGGAGGAAUCCGUUUUGGCGAGAUGGAACGAGACGCCCUGCUGGCCCACGGCUCCUCUUUCCUGCUUCACGACCGCCUCUUCAACUGCUCAGACCGGUCGGUGGCUCAGGUGUGCGUUGACUGUGGCAGCCUGCUCUCCCCUCUGUUAGAGAAACCACCACCAUCCUGGUCAGCCAUGCGUCACCGAAAGACUGUCUGCACUCUGUGUGGUAAAAGUGACUCUAUUGACUCGGUGUCUGUUCCUUAUGUCUUCCGCUACUUUGUAGCCGAGCUCGCAGCGAUGAACAUCAAAGUCAAAUUAGAUGUAAAAUGAAUUUUGUGGUACCUGAAAUGGGUACAACUCAAAAGAAAGUGUCUGUUGUGAAACUGUUGUCCGAUGACGCUGCUAAAUUAACCAUCCUUAAAAAACAGACCACAGUGUGUCAGAAAAGCCACGUGCCAGAGAGGUUUAUCAUUAAAAGAUUAUUUUUAUUAGCCAAGACUUUGAAAAAAUAAACAAGUAGCAGCAUGUGAUGGAAUGAAUGUAUUGACGUUUGUUAAGGCGUGUGGAAAUAAACCCCAAAGGUCUUUUUGUACAGUCAGAGUAUUCAAUAAAAAUGAUGCUGUAU